This is a messenger RNA of Sitodiplosis mosellana (orange wheat blossom midge), 1479 nucleotides long. RefSeq lists its product as uncharacterized. The coding region runs from base 298 to 927 and encodes 209 amino acids. NCBI's taxonomy places the organism in Eukaryota, Metazoa, Arthropoda, Insecta, Diptera, Cecidomyiidae. The transcript is spliced from 2 exons. The record is from RefSeq and is a predicted model, not a curated record.
CGUCGCACGUCAAAUUUGCACAAUUGAUUCGUCUGAAGAACAAUUUCGAUUAAAUUUUCGGUGUAAAUUCUGUAGUUGUUCGUGUCUGCUAUCGCUGGAUGUGAUAAAGUCGAAAUUGUACAGUGAAACAUUGAAUUCUUUUGCCGAUUGUUGCUGCAUUCGACUGUAUUGUGUUCUUGUGUUUGAGUGGAGGCAGGUUGAUAGUAUAACCGGAACAUCUUCAGUACACAUUAAACGCAUCGAUAACUAACAACUGAUCAAUUGAACGUAAUUCUCAAUUUAGAAAAAAAAGUAAAAAUGCCAAAAGCAAGCAGUGACAAAUUGAGAGAAAUAUUCAAGAACGACGGUUACACAUACGUUGUAAAGUCGAUAGAUUCUGAACGAAUUGAUGCGAACUAUCCAAACAUACCCUAUUGGCAUAUAAGUGUUGGAGAAGAAUGUGUUCGCAGCGAUUUUCCUGAUGCAACUGUCAUUUGUUUCGAAUAUCGUGGAUCACAUUAUAAAUUAGUGAGUAACUGGGGUAUUCCAGACUGCAACGAUGGCUGUUUUGGUGCUUUGUUCGAUGGAAACAAUGACAAAAUACUCGAUCUACUAUCGACCGGAGAUGUGGAGACAACAAUACGAUCGCAAAAAAAUGCGGACACAACGUUGGAUGAUGAUUUUUCAACCAAAUUACGACCAUAUCUGAAAUUUUUCACAAUCGUAUUGGAAAAUACAACUGAAUUCGAAUAUUUGGCAUUUAAAGUGUUAGCAGAAAAUCGUCGUUUAUACGAUAUUGACGAAAUUGACAACCCAGCGGUUUAUAACAGCGAUUAUGACACUCCUGAUGACGAUGAAGAAGAGUACGGAGAGGGAGAAGUAGAAGAGGAAGACGAAAGAGGAGAAGAAGAAAUAGAAGAGAUAGAAAAGAAAGAGUUUCAUAGAUAAUAUAAUACAUUUGUAAUGGAAAUAUUGUUCAAAUAAAUAUUUACCAAUGAAAUUCUUCAAAACAGAAGACGAUCUUCCAUUCCCCUCAAAUUUUAUUACAUUUUUCCACUUUGUUCAAAUAUGUUAUGCAUUUUGUUCUACAUUGUCAUGCACUUGCGUUGUUCAAGUUUCAAAAUGUAUACAAUUAUACAAAGAACACCGCAAAUGAGUAGAUUGAUGGUACGAUUUUAAUACGUGGAGUCUACAACUUACAUUGGCGAGUUGCGUCCUACUUUCUUUGUUUUUUCUUUAAUUUCGUUUUUGAUUCAAGAUGGUAGAGGCAACUACAAGUAGAGUAUGUGUACAAGGCGUCUGUAACUUUAAGGAGCCAAAUGAUAAGAUAAAAUCCUUAAAACUCACGUAUCCGAAAAUUUCAAAGAUAAGUAAUUAAAAAUAAAUGAAACAUGGUAAAUGUGGGUUGCUUUUAAAUAUCUUUUAGUUGUAAUAAACUUCAUGUUCAUAACGAAAAGAGAAUACAUGGAACUACAGCAAACUGAUUGAACUGAAUUUGAA